GCUCAGAAUGUAUUUCUAUUAGCAACAUGUCUAGAGGUUUGUUGAAAUUCAGACUAAACAUGACUUUCAUUGUACCAUUUGAAGGUAAAUUAUCUCAGUUUGUUCAGUUUCUAAACUUGAAAAAUUCCAGAAUUCCCCUUGUUAAUGGUACUUUGUGACAACUUCCAGGAUGUUCUGUUUCAGAGAUACCUUCCUGCACAGUCACUACUUCUGGAGCUUUCAUUGCAGGCAUGCUUCACUUUGGUGUGACUCCAAGCUGAGAACCAGUCUUCCUGUUGUCCAAGGGAAAGGACAAGAAGACACUUCUCAGGAUGAGCUGGCUCGGGCAUCACCUCUCCAGGUGCCACGAGGACAGUUCCUUGCUCAGGACACACAUGCCACUCUUCUCACUCAUGUCAUCUGAAGAUGAGCAUUUCAUCUCUGACUUGAGGAGCCAAGUACCAGCUCGUGCCGUGGUGAAGCAACCUAUCCGCGGAGCCAGCGGCAGGACCACGGUCACAGCUAUUGUUCAGACUGGUGGAGACUGGAGCACCGGCCUCUUCAGUGUCUGCAGAGAUAGGAAAAUCUGUUUCUGUGGUCUCUUUUGUCCCAUGUGUCUUGAGUGUGACACUGCCAGGCAUUAUGGAGAGUGUCUUUGUUGGCCACUGUUACCAGGGUCUACCUUUGCAUUGAGAAUUGGCACCAGAGAGAGACAUAAGAUACAGGGGACACUCUGUGAAGACUGGAUGGUGGUGCAUUGCUGCUGGCCUUUCUCGGUCUGUCAGGUGGCCCGAGAACUCAAGAUGAGAACCCCCCAGCUCUACGAAAUCUGUGCAGUGCAAGCACCCAAGGACACCCUGGUUUGACAGCACUCCUGCCCUCCCUCCCCCGCCCUUUCCUCUCCAACCUGUCUCAGAUUGUUUUUUUAUUCAUUAGGUUCUCACUGGAAUAGAAUAAAUGAUUUACU
Messenger RNA from Peromyscus maniculatus bairdii (prairie deer mouse), 946 nucleotides. The record is from RefSeq and is a predicted model, not a curated record. NCBI's taxonomy places the organism in Eukaryota, Metazoa, Chordata, Mammalia, Rodentia, Cricetidae.